Messenger RNA from Trichoderma harzianum CBS 226.95, 3015 nucleotides. RefSeq lists its product as hypothetical. Gene Ontology annotation, cellular component: cytoplasm; cell division site; cytoplasmic side of plasma membrane. Gene Ontology annotation, molecular function: protein binding; phospholipid binding. Gene Ontology annotation, biological process: cytoskeleton organization. The transcript is spliced from 5 exons. Lineage: Eukaryota; Fungi; Ascomycota; Sordariomycetes; Hypocreales; Hypocreaceae. The record is from RefSeq and is a predicted model, not a curated record. The coding region runs from base 1 to 3015 and encodes 1004 amino acids.
AUGCCUGCCGCAAUUGCUGAUGCCCCAGCCGUCGCCAUGUCAUGCCGUACUAACAGUUUUGUCGAUAUAGUUGCCAACAACUUCUGGGGCAAGGACGAUGCUGGCGUCGGUCCCCUUCUCGAGCGAAUGGUGAAUUCGAAACAAACUUGCGAUGAGCUCAAAUCAUUCUAUGGCGCACGAGCUGCGAUCGAAGAUGAGUACGCCCGAAAGUUGCUUAACCUUAGCAAGAAAUCCCUAGGCACCCACGAAACCGGAACAUUGAAGGCUUCGCUGGACACAGUCCGCAGCGAGCUCGAGGCCACAGCCAAGCAGCAUCAAAGCAUUGCCGCGCAAAUGAAGACGGAGUUGGAAGAGCCACUCGCAGCGUUUGCAGGGGGAAAUAAGGAGCGACGAAAGAUUAUUCAGGGCACGGUCGAGAAGCUGCUCAAGGUGAAGGUCCAGCAGACAAACCAGGUGAACAAGACUCGAGACAAAUACGAACAAGAAUGCUUGAAAAUUAAAGGUUAUCUCGCACAAGGCCACAUGGUCAUGGGCCAAGAAGAACGUCGAAACAAGGCCAAGUUGGAGAAAACGCAAAUCAGCCUCGCAACUUCAAACACGGAAUACGAGAACGCCGUCAAGAUAUUGGAAGAGACAACAGUCCGGUGGAACCGAGAAUGGAAGGCUGCCGCCGAUAAAUUCCAGGACCUUGAGGAAGAGCGGCUCGACUUUACCAAGAACAGCCUCUGGACAUUUGCCAAUAUCGCCUCAACGGUCUGCGUCAGUGAUGACGCAUCUUGCGAAAAGAUUCGACUCUCUCUAGAGAGCAUGGAUGUGGAGACUGACAUUAUCACUUUCAUAAGUGAGCGUGGUACAGGCCAAGAAAUCCCCGAGGCUCCCAAGUAUAUCAACUUUGUCCGCGGCGAUGUUCACGAUACCCAGUCUGAGGCUUCCGAAGAUGAACACAACUAUACCGUGGCGCAGUUUCCUCGGAGUAUCAAUCCGGCUUUCCGCUCCUCUUCGCCCCAGCCUUCUACGUUCGAGUCUCACCAUGAUCCCAACUCCGCUCUAGCAAAUGAUUUGGCUCACAGGCCCCCACCCAAGCCAACUGGCCGCGAGGGUGCGUCGACUCCUCAAAAGAGCCCCCAGAAGUUGCUUCCGGCUGGACGCCCAUCCACGGACGAGCAGUAUCGUAAGCAGCAACCUCCAAGCAUGGACGAUCGAUAUCGAAAGCAGCCGCCAGGGGUUGAGGAUCAGUAUCGCCGGCAGUUGCCUCCUGCAGAAGAGCCACAGCAGCAGCCUUAUGGAAGACAGCCACAUGCAGCUGAUGACCAAUAUCGCAGGCAACCACCUGCGGCUGAGGAUCAAUACCGUAGACAGCCACCGACCGCAGACGAGCAGUUCCGCAGGUCCCAAACAGGCUCGCAGCCGCCAUCGCCAUACGACACUCGGCACCAGAGUCCAAAACCAACAACCCCUCAUGACCCCUAUCCAAAGGAUGGAAUGACGAUGCUCUGCCGCCCCGGUGCCCCAUCAGCCGGCAGCCCUCAGAUUCAAUCAGCAAGGACCUCUGGACGGGACUCCCGCAGCGAAUAUUCCGAUCCCACGUCAAUUUCUAGCCAGGACCCUCAAAGUGGCAAAACGUCUCCGAUCAAGCAGGACCCGCCAGCUUCUGCAAGCCCUGAUAAUCGGAUGCUCAAAAAGAAGAGCGGCUUUUUCCAGAACCACAGUCCAUUUAGACGUAAGAGCACUAAGGAUUUGCAAGCCGCCGCCAAUGGAAACGCAACGCCUAGCAACAGAAACACCUGGCACCCAUCUCAGUCACAGACAUCGACGAGUCCUGUGCGUCGACCUCAGCCCUACAGCGGCAACAGUGAGCCGCAGACUCGCAAUCUGCUGAAAGAGCGGACCGCCAGCCCAGAACCGAUCGAUGCCAAUGCAAGCUUGGCUCUCGGAGUGGGCGAAAAUGUUCUGCCCGUCACAACAUCUGACACCAAUCGACAAAGACCACAGCAGCCAGUUCAGAAGGCUGAGCCGCAAGACCCAAUCGCAGCUGCCCUGGCAGAGCUUAAGAAUGUCAAUGUGGGCAAGCAAGCCUCCGUGAGGAUGUCGGCCGAUCAGUAUCAUGGUAUUUCUACGCCUGUUCCAAGCACUGAGGCUGCCAUGACACGGUCCUUCCCAGCGCCUGGCAGCCAACCUCCGCCUUCGUAUCAGUCACAGGGUCAGGUGACAAGGCUGGGCGUCCCUCCCCCGGCUGUGACGUCUAGGGCAAUGAAGGAGGCUACCCAGAAGAUCGCGAAUCAGGCUAGGAGCGUUUAUGGCGAUGACGGCCGCAGAGGGUCUGUGAGCAGCGCUCACUCACCUAUUUCCCGACCCGGCACUCGAGGCAACGAUGGCUCGGUUUCUCCAGCAACUAAUCGCGGCGCAUCCCCUCAGCCUCAACGGCGCAUGAGCAACGAUCCUCGACAGACGGGUCGCCAUUCAGUGUCACCGAACCCUUAUCAUGAUCAUCGGCGAAACGGCUCUGCAACCAGCUUAUCGCAGCAUAAUCAAGGGUACUACCGCGGCGCGUCCCCCCAUGGUUCGACUCGAGGAUCCACUAGGGGUGCUUCGCCAAACCCAUACCGAGGAGAUUACAACCAUUCUCAGAGUCGUCCACCGAGCAGUUAUGGUGGUGGGUCUGAAAUGGCGGUACAACUGGCUGGUGGUGGUGGUGAUGAUCGAUAUGGCUCAACUCGAAGUCGAAGCUCCGUACGCCCAGGCUCCCGCGCCAUGGGCUUGUACGAGGGAGGACACCAGCGAAGCAAGAGCGUUGCUGACCCAUCACGACAAUAUUCUCGAGAUGGUCGACCAAUUCUACAUAUGGCACGCGCAAUGUACAUGUAUCAGGCGGCUAUUCCCGAGGAACUUGGCUUCGCUAAAGGCGACUACCUAGCCGUCUAUCGUCAUCAAGAUGACGGCUGGUGGGAAGCAGAAGUCCACAACGGAAGUGGCCAGGUUGGGCUGGUCCCAAGCAACUACCUUCAGCAAUGCUGA